AUGAAACCGGCUCGCGCAUCAUCGUCACCGGCAGCUGAAGACCAUGUAAGCUGUAACACCCUUUCGGCGCCUAGCUGCCUUGCCACCCGAAGGGAGCACGGGCGCUGGGAUACUGCCAGGUUGCCCAGUCCCAGACAGGGGAAGUCGAGAGUCAGGGGUCGGGUUCAAACCAAGAAACUUUUGUCAGUAAAUCCGCAUUCUAAUCACUGUCUUUCGCUAGCUGAAGUGUCCGAGACUGUUCAGGCAACACCGCAUGGAUCAAAUGGAAAACAUACUAAGAGUCGUCUGAAUGUGAAGUCAUACCUGCUCGACAGUACAGGCAAAAUGAACAAGGAUCGCAUUGCUACAAUGAGAAAGAUCGUAAGAGAUCUGCAUUUCCCUGUCAGUAGGACUCUCUUCCUUCGUCCGGUCAUUGAUGAACGGAUUUUUCGGGAGGAUGCGCCACACAAAAAAAAAUGUGGAACUGGUCGUGGGCGUUUGGCCGUUAGUCAGGGCACAUUCGAUUCAGCCGUAUUUCAGAUGCAGAAAUAA
Opisthorchis viverrini is the source of this 531-nucleotide messenger RNA. RefSeq lists its product as hypothetical. The record is from RefSeq and is a predicted model, not a curated record. The transcript has 4 exons. The coding region runs from base 1 to 531 and encodes 176 amino acids. Lineage: Eukaryota; Metazoa; Platyhelminthes; Trematoda; Opisthorchiida; Opisthorchiidae.